CAUUCCCAUCAUCAGUCUCAUCCGUGAUUAUCAACGUGCAUAUUGCAUGAGCAAAACUAAGCAGUUUAGCAUUAUUAUGAAAAAUUAUUAUAUCAGAUUACUACUCCAAUACUGUCAGAUUAUAAACAAUGAUAUCAGAUUACUACUCCAAUACUGUCAGAUUAUAAACAAUGAUAUCAGAUUACUACUCCAAUACUGUCAGAUUAUAAACAAUGAUAUCAGAUUACUACUCCCAUACUGUCAGAUUAUAAACAAUGAUAUCAGAUUACUACUCCCAUACUGUCAGAUUAUAAACAAUGAUAUCAGAUUACUACUCCCAUACUGUCAGAUUAUAAACAAUGAUAUCAGAUUACUACUCCCAUACUGUCAGAUUAUAAACAAUGAUAUCAGAUUCCUACUCCCAUACUGUCAGAUUAUAAACAAUGAUAUCAGAUUACUACUCCCAUACUGUCAGAUUAUAAACAAUGAUAUCAGAUUACUACUCCCAUACUGUCAGAUUAUAAACAAUGAUAUCAGAUUACUACUCCCAUACUGUCAGAUUAUAAACAAUGAUAUCAGAUUCCUACUCCCCUACUGUCAGAUUAUAAACAAUGAUAUCAGAUUACUACUCCAAUACUGUCAGAUUAUAAACAAUGAUAUCAGAUUCCUACUCCCAUACUGUCAGAUUAUAAACAAUGAUAUCAGAUUCCUACUCCAAUACUGUCAGAUUAUAAACAAUGAUAUCAGAUUACUACUCCCAUACUGUCAGAUUAUAAACAAUGAUAUCAGAUUCCUACUCCCAUACUGUCAGAUUAUAAACAAUGAUAUCAGAUUACUACUCCCAUACUGUCAGAUUAUAAACAAUGAUAUCAGAUUACUACUCCCAUACUGUCAGAUUAUAAACAAUGAUAUCAGAUUACUACUCCCAUACUGUCAGAUUAUAAACAAUGAUAUCAUAUUACUACUCCCAUACUGUCAGAUUAUAAACAAUGAUAUCAGAUUACUACUCCCAUACUGUCAGAUUAUAAACAAUGAUAUCAGAUUACUACUCCCAUACUGUCAGAUUAUAAACAAUGAUAUCAGAUUCCUACUCCCCUACUGUCAGAUUAUAAACAAUGAUAUCAGAUUACUACUCCAAUACUGUCAGAUUAUAAACAAUGAUAUCAGAUUCCUACUCCCAUACUGUCAGAUUAUAAACAAUGAUAUCAGAUUCCUACUCCAAUACUGUCAGAUUAUAAACAAUGAUAUCAGAUUACUACUCCCAUACUGUCAGAUUAUAAACAAUGAUAUCAGAUUACUACUCCCAUACUGUCAGAUUAUAAACAAUGAUAUCAGAUUACUACUCCCAUACUGUCAGAUUAUAAACAAUGAUAUCAGAUUACUACUCCCAUACUGUCAGAUUAUAAACAAUGAUAUCAGAUUACUACUCCCAUACGGGCCUCCCAUUCAAUGA
Molecule: messenger RNA, 1432 nt
Organism: Oncorhynchus gorbuscha (pink salmon)
Lineage: Eukaryota; Metazoa; Chordata; Actinopteri; Salmoniformes; Salmonidae
Exons: 2
Coding region: 47-1432 (461 amino acids)
Source: RefSeq, a predicted model, not a curated record